AUCUCUCACCACCAUCCAGUCACUUAGGCAGCUCACAAUCGAGUGUCACAUUCAUUUGUUACGCAUGCACGCACUGGCCAAAAUAAUAAGGUACACCUCACUACUGAGAUCCACUGUGGAAUGUAUUUCAAAUAUGCCUUUACCAAGUUUGUUAUUGUGCAAGAAUUCGUUAAAAUAAAAAGCAGGUGCACAAUUAUUUAACAGAUUCCAUAUCAUAAAGUUGUUUUGUUUGGUAUGAUUGUUAAGUUCUCUUUUAGGUGGGCGAUCGUUGUAAAUGUAGUCAACACUGCCCUCUUGCGUACAUUUUAUGAACUUGCACGGUGUCUUUCGUGACCUCAAAGAUGUUAUGAAAAACGGAAGAGCACCACCUCUCACUAAUUGUUGGCAUAGUGUUAAAACAAUUUAAACACGAUGUUAUAGCAGUGUAUUUUAAUUUUCACCUUGUUUUGAAGGCGUAUGAGAUUAUAAUGAAAAAAAGAUUAAAUUUAAAUAGCUUCCAACUGUAUAACAAUUUCUUUCUGUAUAUCCCUUUGUCAUGGGAGUGUUUUAAACAGUCGUUAAUGUUAUGAAGUUUUCCAAUUAUAGUCAUCCCUUGUUUAUCACAAGGUACGUUCUAGAACACACGGUAUACAAAAAUAUAUAUAUAUUUUUUUAAUCUACGGUAUAAGUAGAUUUCAUUUUGAUGUAGCUUGUAAAAUACAAAUAUUUGCAGAUUUACCCUUCCAAUCUGUAGGCACCUAUUAUGAGACAUCACAUUAGAGUAAAUGAUCACGUUGGAACAUUCAUUUACUGAAGAACACAAUGAAAAUGAUAGACAGCUAGGUCUUUAUUGAACACACAUGACAACCAUGAAAGGAGUGUUAUCAACGCGUCCCUUGAAAAUCAAUAUGCAGGUUUGGCCAACAAAUGGAGCUCUUUUGAAGAAUGUCAAAUGGUUCAAAGCAGUGGUGUCUCAAAGUGAUGCAUUGCUUCAGAAAGAUUGGGUUUAUCCAUCCUUAGCGCUUAUUGAAAUUAAUAAUAAGAACAAUAAAAUGAGAGCCAUGAAAAAAAUUUAAAAUGUUGAUAGCUAUGUAAAAUUGGAUAGUUUGAAAUCCGCAAUACAAUAAAACCGCAAAAAGCAAACCGCGAGGAGGACUGUAUACAAUCUGACGGGGAUGUCGUGGCCUCGCUUGCAGAGUGAGUCACGACACCUCAAUAUUCGAUCUUUGGCGACUUUUCACUUCCUGGUUGGCUCGCGCGUCACGUUGCCGGGCAGAACCGAGUGGAGCCGAGCCAUUUCGGAAUUGUGGAGCGCGACCACCCGCACCCUUCCCCCGCCUUGUUCUCAACCCCCGGAUCGUCGGUUCUGUCCGCCUCCUUCUCCUCCUCCUCCUCCCCCUUUUGCCCAGCUACGUGAUCAACCAGGAGUCCCCGGCAGCGGCACGGCGCAACAACACACUGACAGCUGCGAUUGACUCACAACCGAAGAGGGGGGCAAAGAUGGAGCACAGAGACGCCGACUUCAACAUCCUGCUCGCGACCGAUUCCUACAAGGUAACGCAUUACAAACAGUACCCCCCAAACACGAGUAAAGUCUACUCCUACUUCGAAUGUCGUGAGAAGAGGACAGAUCCCACCAAAAGCAGAAAAGUCAAAUACGACAAAACCGUCUUCUACGGCCUGCAGUACAUCCUCCACAAAUACCUCAAAGGAAAGGUAGUCACUCCUGAGAAGAUCCAGGAGGCCAAGGAGGUGUACCGGGAACACUUCCAGGAUGAUGUUUUUAACGAGAAAGGGUGGACGUACAUUUUGGAGAAAUACAACGGCCACCUGCCUAUAGAAAUCAAGGCGGUACCGGAGGGGAGCGUCAUCCCCCGCGGCAACGUGUUGUUCACCGUGGAGAGCACGGAUCCCGAAUGCUACUGGCUCACCAACUGGGUGGAGACCAUCCUGGUGCAGAUCUGGUACCCCAUCACCGUAGCGACCAACUCCAGGGAACAGAAAAAGAUCCUGGCCAGGUAUCUCCUGGACACGUCGGGGAACUUGCAGGGUCUCGAGUACAAACUGCACGACUUCGGCUACCGGGGCGUUUCCUCGCAAGAGACCGCGGGCAUCGGCGCCUCUGCUCACUUGGUCAACUUUAAGGGCACGGAUACAGUCGCUGGCAUCUGUGUGAUCAAGAAGUACUAUGGCACCAAGGACCCAGUCCCAGGGUUCUCUGUACCUGCUGCGGAACACAGCACCAUCACAGCAUGGGGCAAGGACCACGAGAAGGACGCCUUCGAGCACAUCAUCAAGCAGUUCCCCGGCGUGCCCGUCUCCAUCGUCAGCGACAGCUACGACAUCUACAACGCCUGCGAGAAGAUCUGGGGCGAGGACCUCCGCGGGCUCAUCGAGUCACGCAGCGCCGACGCGCCGCUCGUCGUGCGGCCAGACUCGGGGAACCCCCUCGAUACAGUGUUAAAGGUUUUGGAGAUCCUGGGUAAGAAGUUCCCGCCAGAGGAGAACUCCAAAGGAUUCAUGGUGCUGCCUCCUUAUAUCCGAGUCAUCCAAGGAGACGGAGUGGACAUUAACACUCUACAGGAGAUUGUGGAGGGGAUGAAACAGCAUCGGUGGUCCAUUGAGAACGUUUCCUUCGGCUCUGGGGGGGCUCUGCUCCAGAAACUAACCAGAGAUCUGCUCAACUGUUCCUUCAAAUGCAGCUACGUGGUCACAAACGGACUUGGGGUGAACGUGUUCAAGGAUCCCGUAGCAGACCCCAACAAGAGGUCAAAGAAAGGACGCCUGUCUCUGCACCGGACUCAAAGCGGGGAGUUUGUCACCCUGGAAGAGGGCAAAGGUGACCUGGAGGAGUACGGAGUGGACCUGUUGCACACGGUCUUCCAGAACGGCAAGAUUGUGCAGACGUACACGUUUGACCAAGUCAGAGACAAUGCCAAGCUCAAGGAGAGCGAGCUUGACUAGCUACCGCCACUAGUCCGCCAUUCAUUAAUACCGCCCCCCAAUUCCUUCUCGAACCCCUCUUCCUCAGCCUCUGACAUCACACACCCUAAAAUAAACCGAGGCCUUGUGCACUGAUGAUAUAUCCUGCCCGGAAGUCCCCUAAAACUGUGACUUCCAUUAAAAAAAAAUAAUAAUAAAUCACAAGAACUCCACAGAGCUCACUCACUUCUGAGGAUGACAAAUGAUAUAUAAAAAAAUAUGAAGAAAUGUGUACGAAGUGCGGCAAGCCAAUGGAAGGAUGGAUGUUCUCCGAGCUGCUGCCACGCCCUCUGAACGAACCGGACGACGUGAUCGGCUGCUCUGUUUCACCACACGCCCUCUGUAAUCUACCUGGCUUCGUCUUUUAUGUGAAGGCAUUUAAAUAUAUUUAAAUAGCAGUGCGGUUUUACUUUCAGCCAAAAUGUAAAAGAAAAGGCCCAAAUCUUUCAAGUGCUGCCUGAAUGUUUUGCGCUAAAGUCAUUGGUGCAUUUCUGCAAGGUUUCGAAAUCUCCCUCAAAGAGCAUUCCCAUCAUCAAGAGGCCAUCAAAAUCUUCCAUUUUGUCAAGUUGAUACAUCACAUAAAAUGUCUUGACUGGAAUGAAGAGGAUUGAAGGACAUGAAUCACUUCCUGACUGUGUGUGUUAGGUGUCGCUUCUGAUGUGUGAGUCUUAACAUCUAUAUGUGGUAUUCCUUUAUGCAAAUCAUAAUUCUGGGAUUUUUUAUUUGUUUUCACUAGCAAGGUAUUUAUUGUGGAGGAGGGGGAAGCUGGGAGAGUCCAGUUGAAUAUUUCUUCGACAACCGCAUCGGUUUCCAUCAGUAUCGCUGCCUUUAAUGUGGUGUGUCUCCUCGGAUCAACCGAUUUAAGAAUAUGGGCGCUACGAGAUGGUCACAUCACAGGUAUCUUAACUUCCCAGCAAGAAUAUCCAAUCAACACCGAGCUCCUCUUAAGCUGUUUGAGUAUUUAUUUCAUAUGCUUGAUGUCCAUGUACUACGACACUCUUUGUCCUCACUGCUAAGACAAUUCAGCCCACUAUUCGAAUGACUGUCUUACUCUUAACACUUUUUCCACUACUCUAUAAAAUUUCUGCACACACGUAGGACAACUGUAUGUUACUACUAAAGUAAAACGGUGCACUAGUUGACAUCUGUGAGCUGCUGGUACUACUAGGGAAGUGCUAACUUGUAGACUUAUGUCACUGGUAGUCCGAGUACUUGUCAACGAAUGUACCGUGUUGCUUCAUGAGUAACGUAGUUGUCCCACUAGUAAGGACAAAAAGUGAACUUGUCCCUGGACCUUAAGAUAUCGCAUAAAUGCUGAAGCAGCUUUAUGGAAAGCCGUAGUGCACUGGUAGAAUGAGUCUUACUGCUUCCUUUUACAUUAAGUCUUACUGCUUCCUUUUACAUUAUAUAACAUUUCUGCAAUGUUAGUAUACUAGCAGGAUGACUACAUAUUUGUCGUGAGGCAAAACUACUAGUGGACAUGCCUACGAGUUGGUUCUAGUAGUUACUAGUGUAGCACAGUAUUUUACUAGUAAGGUUUAAUUGCAUACUAGUCGGGAAAAUGUGGCUCAGUAGUGGAAAAACGUUUCUAACAGUUCUUUCUAUUAGUGCACUGAAUUGUCUCAGUCGUAAAGGACAAUGAGUGUAAUUGAAGAUUGAUGUUAAGCAGGAUAUCAAAGAUUGUCAUAGCCUUACUAUGGCAACGCUGUUAUUGUGAACAAUCGCGACAGCUAUUUGUGGAGAUUUCUUUAGAUCAAUUGUACAAAAAAAUGCACAGUAUUACAUUUAAACUGGAGUAAUCCAAACCACCAAAUAGUAGAAUAACUAAUCUAAAAAUAUUUUUUUUGCUUGGAUUUUUAAGAAUAUGUUUUAAAUGUUUUUUUUCUAAAUGCCACUAUUUUCCUUCCUUUUUUUUUUUUUUUUUUUUUUUUUUUUUGCGCAAACUUCUGCUAAAUUCUCUUUGUUUCCGUAAUCCAGAGCUCCCUCUGCUGCACAAAUCCAUGUUAUUUCAAAAAUGGUGGUCCAUCAUGUGCAUUAGCGUGGCUGUAGACCUGUGAUGUCACCCACUUCGAUCCCCUCACACCAUCACACUCGAUUAACAGCGAGCUGAUAAAACUGCACAGCCACCUGUAACGCGCUGAAGUAGGUCACACUUCUUUUAUAUAAUUUGCCUGCCCCUUUGUUUGAUUUUACAACUGCUGUUAAAACUCACCUCCCAGUUUGCUGUUCCCUUUUUUUUUUUUUUUUUUACACAACUAGAGGGUGCUUUUUUUUUUUUUUUUAAGGACUUAAUGUUGAUUUCACUGUUCUUACCUCAGAUGAAUAUUGUAUAUUGCAGUAAAUAUCCUUAUUUACAAACGGCCUGGCCAUGUACUGCCUUUCUCUACUGUACAUACAACUAGUUUGGUUGAAAUCAGACCGUGGGGGGGUGGAAGCGGGUCCGAGAGACCACCACACUAGAUGAUGAUAUUUUUGUUAGGAAGACCUUUUUUGUACCAACACAAAAUAUCCAACCUGCUCGACUGUUUGGACGUGUGUGCGUGUGUGUUAUGAAUGAUCAAGUGUUUGUGAAUUAUGUCUUUCCUUGUGUUGUUGACUUCCUCGCGUGUAUAUGUUGGUUGUCCCGAUUCUCACCAACACUUUUAAACUCACCCACAUAGCUACCUUUGUCGACGACACAACAAUUAAACACCCCACCUGUCUGUUUGA
This is a messenger RNA of Phyllopteryx taeniolatus (common seadragon), 5670 nucleotides long. It is a transcript of the gene nampt1, whose product is annotated as nicotinamide phosphoribosyltransferase 1. The coding region runs from base 1480 to 2943 and encodes 487 amino acids. Gene Ontology annotation, biological process: NAD+ biosynthetic process. The record is from RefSeq and is a predicted model, not a curated record. Gene Ontology annotation, molecular function: nicotinamide phosphoribosyltransferase activity. NCBI's taxonomy places the organism in Eukaryota, Metazoa, Chordata, Actinopteri, Syngnathiformes, Syngnathidae. The transcript has 11 exons.